Molecule: messenger RNA, 477 nt
Organism: Pongo pygmaeus (Bornean orangutan)
Lineage: Eukaryota; Metazoa; Chordata; Mammalia; Primates; Hominidae
Gene: TMA7B
Product: translation machinery associated 7 homolog B
Exons: 2
Coding region: 1-306 (101 amino acids)
Source: RefSeq, a predicted model, not a curated record
AUGAGAUUGAGGGUCAGAAUUUCCAUCUCCUUCUUAACACAGAUCCCUAAAUCCAUCCCUAAGAAACCUCCACUUACUCGCAGAGGGUCUGGGGAAGGGGCGGCAGGCGCUGUGUCCUGCCACGAAGGUGGCAAGAAGAAGGCACUGAAACAGCCCAAGAAGCAGGCCAAGGAGAUGGAUGAGGAAGAGAAGGCUUUCAAGCAGGAACAAAAAGAGGAGCAGAAGAAACUCGAGGAGCUAAAAGCAAAGGCCUUGGGGAAGGGGCCCUUGGCCACAGGCGGAAUUAAGAAAUCUGGCAAAAAGUAAGCUGUUCCUUGUGCCUGAGGAGAUGGUGACCCUUUAUUUCAUCCAUAUUUAAACCUCUCUAUUCCCUCCUAUAACAUCUUUUGCCACCUAUAGCUGGAAUUAAGUGUUGUCUUGGAGCUGUUGUACAUUUAAGAAUAAACUUUUGUAAAAAAAAAAAAAAAAAAAAUUUUA